UGUAUUCGGGUUGGAUUUAAUUAAUUUUGAUAGCUUACAAAAUAUUGAAUUAGACACCUAUUUCAUAAUAUAUGUAUAUAUAUAUAUAUAUCAUACACAGAAAAUACUUAACAAAAACAAAAAGUGGCGAAAAAAAAAGUUUGGAACAACUAAAGUAAUUGUGGAUUUGCUUUUGUUUAUGCAUGACAACGUACACCUCUCUCUAUAUAUAUACAUACCUACAUAGUAUAAAAUUUGUAUGCAUUAACAUGGAUCACAUAAACAUUUGUCGUGCCCCACAAGUGAUAUAUACUCAUAAAUAUAAAAGCGUCGACGAAAACGAUCUCGAUCCGGAUGAAGGAAAUGAAAAUUUGUGCCAUGCUUGCACACUGCCCAUCUUCUCGACGCCUUACAAGAGAUAUAGAGACUAUAUCUUCCAUGAAUGUUGCUGGAAAAUACCCGAGGUUUUAACAGACCAUCCUCUGCAUCUUAAGGUACCCCUCCAGUUGUAUACUCUGAAUCGUAUGGUACCCUUCCAGUUUUAUAAGUGCAAUACUGCUAGUGGUUGUGUCAUAUGUACCCAAUGCAAAAAGAUGUGUAAUGGCUCCUUCUAUCAAUGUCAUCAAGGUUCGUGUGGUUUCACAAUAGAUUUAAUAUGUGCUAGAUUAGUCGUCGAUAUUUUACACAGAAGUCAUAAGCACACAUUGGUCCCUUUUCGAAGUAGAUCAGCUUUGAUCACUUGCGAAGCUUGUGAAUCUGUGGGCAAUGGUGAGUUCUAUUGGUGUAGCUUGUGUGACUUCUAUAUUCAUCAGAGUUGCGCCUUGUUGCACAACAAUAUUCGGCAUGAGAAGCAUAAACAACAUUCUCUCACUCUUACCUACCAUCUUCCGCAAGAUUCUCUGAAAAAGAUAAAGUGUGUUGAGUGUUCACUUUGCCACGGAAAGUUAUCGAAGAAUUCCGGAGUAUAUAUUUGCACAAGGUGCGACUUUGCCGCUCACAUCAAGUGUGCGAUUUCAGAAGAACACGGUGGCUUUGAACAUGUGCCGAUCCGAGAAGCAGUUGGCGGGCUAAUUCAUUUUCCAAUGAUGGAUGAACAUAAAAGUGCAAUGCAGUAUAUGAGGAUGGACAACAAUGGCGGCAGCAGCAACGAAAACAACAAUGAGAAGAAUAUUGUAGCAAUUGACAAUAUACAUGAUCAUUCUUUGAUCCUUCAUGAGGAUUAUUUAGAGGGGUCGUCGUCGUCUUCAUCCCGCUAUUUGUGCGACGCAUGUGUCGAACCCAUUUCGGGGCCAUUCUACAGCUGCUCCGAAUGCCCUGAUUUUUAUCUCCACAAAUGCUGCGCUAAUCUGCCGCCAUUCUUGCAUAUACCGCAUCCAUAUUGCAGUGGAUCCAGCUGGACUUUCAUGCCAAAAAGAAGACUAUCGAAUGUUUUUCCUAAUAGGUUCUUUUGUCACGGCUGCUGCAAAAUGAGCAACGGAUUUGCCUAUCAAUGCAAUGAAUGUCAGAGAAUAUUAGAUUUGAGUUGUGCUCUCAUGCCGGAGAUCAUAACUCACGAAGCACAUGGAAAGUCGCAUAUUCUAUUUCUCUCACGCGGUUCCUUUUAUAACAAGUAUAGCACGACUUAUUCCUUGUAUAAUUUAUACUAUGGAUGCGGCAGCUGUCAUAAUUGCAAGCUAGAUGUCCGUAAUGCUCUGUUACCAUCGACGGUAGAGCACAAGCUCGACAGGCAUCCAUUGAAGCUCAUGUACUCAUCAUCCUCUGCGUCAAUCUCCAGCCUCGAAGAUGAUGACAAAUUCUGCGAGAUUUGCGAAGAUGGCGUGGACACUCAAGAUUCUUUUUAUCACUGCGAAAAAUGCGUCACAUUGUUCCACACCAGAUGCAUUCCUCGUGUUGGUGAUCGAUUGUCCAAGUUUAAAUUUGGAGGGAGUGUCCGUGUCGGGUGCCACAGUUGUCCGCUAACUUCUUUUCAACUGCUCACCAGUUACAGCUACACAUGCGGGCUUUGCAACUAUACCAUUGAAGGUCGAAGAGAAGGUGUAGCAUUAGAAUGCAAGAAAUGCUGCUACUGGUUGCACGUCGAUUGUGCUGAAAGAGAAAGGUUUAGGGAUUUUAACUGGUCGUGGAUAUCAUUGGAUAUCUAAUAAUGUUAUAAUAUUAUGUAAAAAUAUAUGUUGAUUAUUUUUAUGUGAUAUACUGAUUGAAUCCAUUGAUCCAAAAUUUAGAAGGAAAAAAAAUAUA
Messenger RNA from Andrographis paniculata, 2217 nucleotides. RefSeq lists its product as uncharacterized. The coding region runs from base 183 to 2120 and encodes 645 amino acids. The record is from RefSeq and is a predicted model, not a curated record. The transcript is spliced from 2 exons. Lineage: Eukaryota; Viridiplantae; Streptophyta; Magnoliopsida; Lamiales; Acanthaceae.